GAAGGCAGCAUGUCGACGGUCUCCUCUGCAGCCCUGAAGCAGACAGCUUGGUUCCUUGGACGUCACAUGAUAACGCUGGAGGAGAGCCAGAGCUGGACCUGUAUCUCAAUCACCGCACGCUGCUAGGGCCCCCUUUAUCUGAACCAGGCAGGGAGGCGUAUCCUCCCCCCCUCCUCCUCUCUCUCUCUCUCUCCCUCUCUCCCACUCCCCUUCACAUACCACUCUGACUCCCUCUCUCUCUCACCCCAAAACUACACUUCUUCAACCUGCUUCAGACGACGCCCCAUCGCCCAUGAGACUCCUGCUGUCGCACGUCGCUGUCGCCAUUUCUCUCGUGCGCUCCCGUGCGCUCGUGCAGUGACAGAAGGGGGUGCCAGCCAAAAAAAAAGACGAAGAAGAAGCAGAAGAAGAGGAGGGAGGGAGAGGAGGAGGAGAGGGAAGGGAAGGGGGGGUGUUAAAAGAGUAUUGCGAAUUGACGUUCAGAAAUAAACAAGGAGACACCCCUGUUUGGAAGACGUCUGUGGCGGGAAGCGACAGGGAUCUGCAAGAUGGCUGAGGUGUCACAAGAGGAGAGACUCCAGGCCAUCGCUGAGAAAAGGAAGAAGCAGACAGAGAUUGAAAACAAGAGGAGGCAGCUGGAUGAUGACCGACGGCAACUCCAGCAUCUCAAGUCGAAGGCGUUGAGGGAGCGCUGGUUGUUAGACGGCGCUCCAGCAGAGGAGGAGACUCAGCAGCGUCUGCAUGAGGACGAGGUGAAGACCAAACUUCUGGAGCAGGUCAUCCUCAGGCUUGAGCAAGAGAUUGAAGAACUGGAGACAGACACUCCAGCCAAAAAGGGUGUGGCCAAAGAAAAUGGAGGUGAGAACGGGGUAGUGCAGUCCUCUGGGCAGACCCCAAAGAGAGAGGUGACAGGGAUCGAGGCCAAACUGCUGGGUCCCAGUCCGGACCAAGCCAGCGCCGACAACCCCGUCACCCUGGUGUUCAUGGGCUACAAGACGGUGGAGGAGGAGCAGGAGAACCGCGCCGUGGAAGGGGUGGACGGCAACGUGAAGGCUGAGUUCGUCGUCAUUGAGGACGGCGAGGGGAAAGCGGGAGGGGAGGCGGCCACAGACGAGCAGGCUCCACCGAACGGGAGCAUGGCGGAGAAAGAAAAAGCCAACGGAGGCGGAGAGGAUGCCGAGAAGGAGAAGGAGAAGAAACAGACCUGCAAAUGCUGCACGGUCAUGUGAGGGGCGUGCGUGUGUAUGUCUGUGUGUGGGAGCGUGUGUGUGUGUGUGUGUGUGUGUGUGUGUGUGUGUGUUUGGGUGAUUGCACACCUGUUCCUGUGCAGGCAUGUGCGCCAUUGCAUGUGUCUGUAUUUGCAGAUGUGUUUUACUUUGUGUUGUGUGGGAGUAUGCGUGUGUCAGGACUGGAAUAAGAUAACAAAAGUACAGUUACACAGCCGAUAUACCAACAAUGAGAGCCAGGACGAGCUCCAGCGACAACAACAACAACAACAACAACAACAACAACAACAAGAACCACAGAGACUCAUAAGUACACGUUACUCUGUAUACUUUCUCUGAUAUGUAUUUGACUUAUGAUUUCUAUUGAUAUUUUUCUAUUUUUCUGUCUUGACAUUUAUAUUGUAUUCAGUAUGUAUAUCUUUAUUAUGGGACUGUGUACUGUAAGUUCAUUGUUAUUAUUGUUGGAAAAAAAAGAAAAAAGAAAAUGUAUUAGCUCUCUGGAUUGUACCGCUACCCUCCGGGGCAAAUCUGGAAACGUCAAAUCAUUUAAGUCAAAACAGCAAAACUAUGAAGGACACAGACACUUAAAUAUAUAUCUAUAUUUCUCUGUGUAGGCCUACCAACUAUUUAUCGGUCAAUUUCAUAUUGCAAUAUUGUCUAAGAUAUUAUUUUAAAUAGUAUUUUAAUAUAUUGAUAUGAAAUUAUGUUUUAUACAAUGUAUUUAUUGUUUCAGGUUCUCUAUAUCAUCUCCAAUCAUUAACUGCAUGUAAGCUUGUGAGGCACUUCCAGAUUUGCAUUACAAUCAUAACAAGUGUCCGCGCUUUCUUUAGACCCAUGACGCUUCUAUCUUUAGUCACACAAGUCUUUCUAUCAGUAACACUUAAUAGAAUUGGCAGUGUUAGAAAUGUGCUUUCAAGUUAAAAAAUAAAUAAAUCUGCAGCACAGAGAUUUAAGAGGCUACGUAGAGCUGUGACCAUAAUGCAUUUAGCUUCUCAUAGAUACUAUAUGUAACACAUGUACACGGAGAUCACAGCGUUUGUAUUUUUUAAAUAAGAUGGAUACACUUAGUUUAUGGUCAUUAGAGUCACGCAGAAAAACCCAUUCCGCAAGCGUUGGGAAAUGCUUCAAUUCCUUUUAUUUUUUUGAUCUCUCAACAGUAGAACUAAUGUAAAUCUUAUGAGGUAGCACUGCAUGAAGCCUUGCAAACUGUUUGGGCUGUCUUGUCACUUGUCAGGUCUUUUUAUUCCACGCUGAUUCAUGUUCACAUGAAUGUAAAAAAAAUCCAGGGGUUAAAUUGGGAUCCGCGAAGAAGAGGAGGGGGCGGGCGUGCUUAGCUCACCGUGAAAAAGAAAGAAAGAAAGAUGAAAAGCUUUUUGUCUCUUUAUGAACCAAAUAAAAUCUGAUGAUACUGUAAUGUCACUGUGUGUUGUUGGUCGGCUACUGGUUUCUGUCCUGCUUGCUCCCAGUUUAACCCCUGACUCUUUGUAGACCUGGGCCCCAUAGCACUUGAAUAGAUUUACAGUUAAGGGGGAAAAAACAUGGGGGGAUCUUAGAGUGGGUCUUUGAGAAAAGGAAUGUAGUCUUGCCCAGUAAACCAAGCUUUACAGUAAAUUUAUUAUAGGCCCCAUUGUGUACGGAAAGCCACUCUAACCAUUGUAAAUUGUAUAGUUUGCUUGCAAGACAAUUGUGCAUGUUUACUAAAGCAAAUCCAACCCCAGAAGGCCUGUUGAGAUACAUUUUGGCCCGUGUCUCCUCCCUCAUUUGUCAGACAGAUCCAGUUGUGCUGUGAUUGAUGACAUGCUGAUAGAGAUGCUAGGCCAUCAAUUGCUUCCGUCGUUCCCCAGUCUUGUCCAUGUCUCUGAUUCACCCUCCACUAUCACCUUUGUCUCAUUAUCACACUUUGACAACCUCACAUCACCGAACGCACACUGCCCCACCUUCUAUGCUCGGAGACACACACGCAGUACAAAAAAACCUCUGAAGUUGGUGCUAAUCCACUCUCGUCUGACACACUCCAUCCACCAACUUAUUUUUCUUUUCAGCUCAUUCCCUCUCAGUCUCACUCACAGGGGGAGGGGGGUGCGGAUUGUGGGAAUAUACUGCCUCCUGCAUUCACAUGUUGAUAAAAGAGAGACUAUUGCAACCUUCAGUGCCAGAUGCAUUCUCUCAAGUCCUGCCGGCAUUUACCACCAGAGAAAUGAUCCCUUCUUACAUUCCACAGGGGGGUCAGCAGGCGUGGACCGAUGAAAUAUAGCCUAUGCUUUCCAUAUGUGCAGUUCAAAUGUAAUUGUACAACUUGCAACUUUGUUUCUUAUAUUGACUCUCAUGUUUUUUUUUUCUUUUCCUAUGGCCUCUUUGCAAGGCAGUAUAUUGUAUUUGAUGUGUGUAUUUUUAAAAAAAGAUAACUACAUCUGUGUAUUGUUGGUGCCUUUUGUCAGGUUCAGUUGGUUGGACUUGUCUGUCUGCCGCCAUUUUUAGGCUGGGGGUUUUUCUUGCUCUGCUCCUGGUCACGAUGACCCCACUGCCUUCUAAUCUCCUGAUACUACACAACAAUGCUAGAAUAUAGCAAUCAUUUUAUAUAAAUGCAGCUCAGACAAUAGAUAAAUAGAUGCACACUUCUGUUGGUGUCUUUAAAAUACUCUAAUACAGACGACUACUAGAAGACUACGUUUUUGCCAGGAUAAAAACUUUAUGCAGGAGACUUACGGACAGUUUAUGUGUUAAUGUACUGUAUAUACACAUGUAUAUAUGUGUGCAUCUUUAUAGGUAUACAUCUGUACACAUUGUACAUUUGUUGAGCCUCAGCUAUGCUAACUAGUGGGUCUCUGGGGCAGCAGCAGAAAAAGCAACCUCGUGUUAGACCAAUGCCUGUUCAUCUAUUCUGUGGUUGUCUCAAUGUUUAAUCUCGAAUAAAACUACUGUUUGUUUACAGCAA
This is a messenger RNA of Labrus mixtus (cuckoo wrasse), 4161 nucleotides long. It is a transcript of the gene palm1b, whose product is annotated as paralemmin 1b. Gene Ontology annotation, cellular component: membrane. Lineage: Eukaryota; Metazoa; Chordata; Actinopteri; Labriformes; Labridae. Gene Ontology annotation, biological process: regulation of cell shape. The record is from RefSeq and is a predicted model, not a curated record. Bases 549 to 1229 code for a protein of 226 amino acids. The transcript has 6 exons.